Pocillopora meandrina is the source of this 7333-nucleotide messenger RNA. The record is from the annotation of a GenBank genome assembly. Lineage: Eukaryota; Metazoa; Cnidaria; Anthozoa; Scleractinia; Pocilloporidae.
AUGGCGGACAAAGUGAAGAGUAUUGAUGAAUGCAUUUUAACUGCAAACAACUUAAGAACAACCGUGAGAAAAGUAUUUCAAGAUCUUGCAGCUUCUCCUGGAGUGAAAAGAGAAAAAGCAGAAUCCUCAGAGUCUAGCAAAGGUGAAAAUGUCACCCGACUUUUAAAGAAGAAUCUCACCGAAGUUCACAAGGUUUUAAGGUACGCUAUAGUUAAGACCGAUUUAUCCCCAUAAUUUGCAACUGCUGCUGAAAUAAUUAUUUCAUACUCUACAAGGUCGCUUAAAAAUGUUUUUCGAACACAAAGUUGAAAAGAAAACAGAUAUAAGUACUGGGCAGCUUUUGCAUUUCCGUAAUGUGUAAAACUUAACACCAAUGUCAAACGUCAGACGUGCACGAAGGGAUCCAUUCUAGCCGGCUGAGCGCAAAUUUCCUGCGCAAAAUUUGUAAAGAAAACGUAAAAAAACAUAAAGAAGUACCCGCUUUCUACGCAAACUAAGCGAAAGAAAAUUAAAACUUCCAUUGAAAUUUGGGAGCAAUUACGUGACAGGACCUGAACAAUCGAUGAGAUCGAUGAUUGGUGAAAAUCGAUAUCAAUGAAUCGAUUGAUAUCGAUAAUCGAUAAACAACCGAACUUGAAAGUUUCUGUGAUUUUCGAUUCUCAUAGAUUAUCGAUUAUAGUCGAUUUUCAUCACCAACAGAAAAGAAAUACUAUGAAAACCAAAUUUCAAGUGAACUUCAAUCACGUGUACUUGAAGUCUACUCAGAUUUAUAACAGGAAAUGGCAUUCUCACACAACAGCACACAUCUUGCCACCUAGUGAUCACUCUCCUGAUGCAGAAGGUGAAAGCAGUUAAGAUAUUUUGUGGAGAGAAAUGUUCUUUCCAAUUGCUAAUCUGAUAGUUGACAAACACAAAUCACUUUCAUGUCAUUAUCGAUUGUUCAUCGAUUGUAUGAUACCAAUUGAUAACAAUUAACUGAUAUGCAUCUAUGGAAACUGAUUGAUUCAUUAGAUUUCCAAUCAUUGAUUUUCAAUGAAUCUUAUCCUGAUUUUAAAAUUUAGAAUAUAAGUUAACUUCUUUGCUUAAAACAAGGGCCCAAAAUGACAAUGAUUUUUAAAACAAGUAAUUUUGGCAUUUUUCUCUUAUUUCAAGUACCUCCUAAGAUUAUGAAAUAUUCUUCCUUAUAUAGCUUUUUUUCCCUCAAAUCAAGAAAUGCAAAAACAGUAAGCUUAAGGACCAGUAACAAGGGAAUUUAAGGCUGGUGUCUACUGGCCACAGAGUGAGAGUCAGAGUUGUAGUCAGAGUCAUCAGAGUUGUAAGAGUGCUUCCAGCUAGUGAAAAUUGAAAGUCAAAGUCAUAAGCAUAGUUAUAAGUUAGGCAGAUUUGUAGUAUCAAGAAUCAGAUUGGUUUCAUGUUCUUUGGAUUAGACUACUUAUGACUCUGAUGUUUAUGAUCAGUAAAAACUUGAUUGUCGGAGAUAGAAGCAGACUAGGAAGAAUCACCCAAUCACAAUAACAGUUCUCAGGCCCUUCCAGCACAGUCUUCCACUUACCACUCAGACAAUUUACUGUAGUUUUUGCUGAAUCAUAAGCAACAGAGUAGUAAGUAUUUUUCUUUUGAUUCUGUUGAUUUGAUUUUCACUUGGUUGCAUCUUAUGAUUUAGACUCAGACUCAGGCUCGGUCACCAAUAAAAAUCAACCUAAAAGAAUAAGGAAGCUGCUUGUUAUAUGUAGAAAUUUAGCUUUCAGUGUGAAUCUCAAGAAUGUAUAUAUUACAUGUAUUUGACAGGUCUCCUCCAUCUUAAGUUUAAAUUACAAAGUUACAGAGUUAAUUUUGUUAACUAAAGUAACAAAGAAUGCUCAAGUGUUUUGAUUUGCCAUGUUUCAAUUUGCCAGUGAGUUGGAUAAAACAUGCGAGGGUCUACCAACAUCAUCAAGUGGCUCUCUUUCUUUGGGAAAUACAGGAUUAUUAAGCUUGGAUCCUAUUGAAGACAAGACUGCACUGUAUGACAAGGUUCUAGACACAUAUGACUGGCAUGAGAAGGUAUUAAUGAUAAUUCAGUUUUAGUGACUGACGCAUACAGGCUUUAACUUCAUAUUAUUGCAGUACAAGACCAGAGAAAUGAAAAUUAUCCCUCAAAUAAAGAGAUACAUUAAGUUAAGUUGUUCAGUUUAUAUUGUCUCAGUAUCAAAUGGUCUUUAAGUUAUUGAUUGAGCCAAGUCAAGAUCAAAUAGAGCUCAUUCAAUGUCACAUCAACCUUUCAAUCAGUGAAUGUUUCUGCACUAAAAUUGGGAGUGAAAAUUUACAUUGUGCAGGUGCAUAUGAUUAUACAAUCUCUUACAGCACUAUAAGAAAUAACAUCUUUUGUUGUUUUAUUUUAAUUUUUAUGUUAGCUGACCUCAGAGGCUCAACAGGCAUUAUCAUGUUUGAAAAGACAUCAUCCCUUACAUGGUUCAGAUCGUUCUUCACCAUCUCCAAAGAAGGCAAAGACAAACUCAAGAGAGUUCCUACGAGGGUAAAUGUUUCUGAGAUGGUUUCACUUUUCACAUCAAUUUCCAAGAGCCUAAAUACAACAUGAUGGCAAUAUAAGUGACAGAAGGUGUCAUUUGUGUCAAGAUUUGGGGCUGCACAGUAUUAUUAUGAUGCAUUGCAUUUAUUUUUUUCAUUGGCCAAGAGCUCACCUGUGACUGGUGAAUAAACUCCUUCAAAUUAUGGUCCUCUCAUGGGUAACACCUGCUAUCCCAGUUAGAUCUGGAGCAGUUUUUUUCCUGGAAAAAGGCAGAUUACUUUCCCAAGCUGUCUGAGAUUCUGGAAAAUAAAUAUGACAUACAAUCUUGGCAAAUUACAAAAUAGAGUGACUUGCCUGUGUCUUAUAGAUCAAUUAGGUUCUGGGGUAUGAGUGACCCUUUCACCAAAGACAUGUAAUGAUGGUUUGCUCAGCCUCACUUCAUAAUUGCUAAAUAUUGAAAUUUUGGUUAGUGCAAGCUGCUGAUAUUGUGGAACUAAUUAACACCAGUUGUCUUUGCUAGACUGUGGUUGAUGGCAUUUUGCAUUCACAUUUCAAACUAAACUCUAAAAAAAUUGAAAAGUUCUCAAGACAACCUUCAUUUCAUUUUUUUAAUCUUGAAAUGCAACUUGCACAAUGUUUCAAGUAAUUUCCAGGGGUAGUUUUUUGCAAAAAUGUAGCUUUUGCUAUGUUGGAUUUGGCCUGUUGGAUUGACAAGAUAUUGUCAGUCUGUUAUUUCAUUUAGUGUGAUGGACUACCAUGUUAUAAUGGACAAAGUCAUAUUUGUGGGCAGGUGAACAACUUUGCAACAUGUGUGAUCUUGAUUAUGACUUGUUGAUUACUCACAAUGUUGCAGGGAAAUUCAAAAAGCUUUGAGUGAAAGCAAGUCUUUGUAUCCUUGCUUAGAGCUGUCAACAUCAAUGGCGCAUGGAGCUCCUGUUGUUGAGGUAUGACGAGUUUUGUGUCCAGCCUAUGCUAAAACAGUCUCUAUGAAGUGUUGAAGUCAAUUUGAUAAGAGUACAAAUUAAAACCUACAUAUAAGUAUUCUUGAAUGUGAUUGGUUAUUAGCAGUGCAAGUCUUGUUAUUUAUAUUUUUUCACUCAAAUUGCAUUUGAAAUGUUUGUGUUACUUGAUUGAAAUACAACUUAAGCACAGGAAUAAGUAGAACUUUUUCUACCUGCCUUUACAUAAAUGUGGUACUGAGUGAAACUCAAGGAGAUCUUUAAUAAUGUUUACUAGGUUGUUGUACCAAAGACAUUGAAAGCAACAAUGAUUCUUCGCAAUAUGUCAGAAAUUGACCAAGUCGUAAUAAGAGGAAUACAGGAGAGCAAGCUCCUGGAUAAGGAGGUAAAUAGCUGAUCAACCUUUAAAAGUAUUUCUUUUACUCACAGUUCGGUGGAAUUUACUUACUUGAAAAAAGGUUGGUCCAUUGUUUAACAUGGUAGACAGUUAAACCCCCCCCCCUUUCCAGAAGACUGGAAGGCCAGCCCUCUCAAAUAUCCCCUGAAUCAAAUUUGAACACAGCCAAUGUCACAUUGAAUAAUAGAAAAUAUCCGAAGCACAAAUAAGUGUUAUUGGAAUUCUCUACACACAUGUAUUUUCCAGUUGAAGUUAGCUUGUGGUAGCCUCCCAGUUAGUGGUUGGUGGCAAACGAGUAUUACAGGCUCACUUCCUUUUUUUUCCUUCCUUGCCUAAACUCUGUCAUUUUUUCACGUGCCUGCUUUUUCAUUUGCUUCCACUGACCAAGAGACUGGCAUAGGCUAUUGGGAGUCAUGUACAUGUAUAGAGGAAGUCAUGUGAACCAAAGACUAAGACCUAUAUCUACCGGUGUAAUACACAGUGUUUACGUCUGAGCAUUUACAUUUAAAUUCAUAUUUAUCCAAUUUUAUAUUACAAUUUUUAUCGUGCAACAUGUAAUGCAGCCCUCAUUUUUACAAAAAAAAAACAGCUUAGAGUCGAUCAUUAGCAAAUUAGCUAGUAUGAAACUCACCAAAUCCACGAUGGUGAAUUUCAACAUCCAGGAAUUAGAAACCACAAAAUGGUAAUACUUGAAAUAUUUCUUUGCUUCAAUUUACGUUUUUUUUUUCAAUGAAUACAUUUUUCUCGUAGGAAUCAUGGUCGCAGUCAGCUCAUGCUGUCUUCAGAAAGGUGAUUAUCUCUAUGUAUCGUGCAUAGAAUUUAAUUGUGUUUAAAAGCUUAUUAAGUGACAUUGCUUUUUACUAUAAAAUUUGUGCACAAAAGUGAAUAAUCACGGUCCUCUCUGUUAUAAUCCUAAGUACUAAGAAAUGACAAUCAUACAGAAUUAUACAAAAUCAUCUUGUUGUUUGCCAGAACAAGCAAAGCUGCAUCAAGGGGAAGGUGUACGUUAGACCGAGGCCAUUUUCUCCCCUGAUGCAGUCCACGGGUGGGAAAGGGUGGGUAAAUGACAGAAGAGAGAAACGAAUUAAAAGUGAUAUUACGGAAUAAGAAAUGAGCGCACAUGAUCUGGGAAGAAAUCAUCUACAUAUGUAACUAGCGGAUGCUUUGUGUGAUACCGCCAAUGGGCGAUAUCUGAUGGCUCACAUGCAAUUGUUAUCCAUCAGAUAACAGAUUAUGCAACAUCAGUUGUAUUACACCAUUACUCCCCAAGUGAUCCUACAUCUCAAGUGAGAGGCUUACUGGUAAGUUAAGUAUAAUUUUUUGUCUGGCAUUAGUUCUAAUGGUAGGGUAGUUUUAAAAUUUAAGGAGAUUAUUUUCAGAUAUCUAUGGUGAAAACAUCGCAGCUUGAACUCAAUGGAUGCAAUUUUUUACGCCUGAGUUGACGAAAAUGUAAGUGUGAUUGUUCUUUGAAGAGUAUUGUGGUGAAACCAAAACCAAAUUGAUAUCAAGUGCCAGUAAAAGGCGACGAAAAUAUGAUCAGGAGCCAUUCGCAAAUGUAGAGCUGGAAGUGAAAUAAGGAAACUUCCUGAAGCGCACACUCCUAAGAUUGAUCUAUCGGUACAAAAACGAAACUUGCGUGAUCGUUUUUGAUUUUGUCCUUCAGAAAUGGCUGAACAGCUUUCAAGCUCUUUUCUCCAUUAAGUGUGUCGGCUGUGGCUUUCACUUAAAGGAGGAGACAGAAAAUGUCUUCCUUCCCCCUUGCUGGCGAACAUUCGAAGAUCUAUCACCCUACCAUUACCAAUGCAGACCUUAGUCACUGUGCCGCUUUGCUAGCAUUUGUGCAAGUUUUUGUGCUGGGAAAAAUGGCAGACAUUUCUGAGGAGUGAUACCGUUUGUGUAAGGUUCAGUCAAAACUGGCAAACAAUUGUCAGAACGAUAGCGCGUGGUUGGUACAAGUGGGACAAGAUUGGCGCACGAUUUGUGCGAGGUUUGCAGUAUGCAAUAAGAGAGUUAAACUUCGACCUACCCUCCCCAGAAACCUCUUAGUUAUUGUCUUGUUGACCCAGGAUCUCAGUUUGGAAUCCUAUAAAGUGUUUAUUUUGUGAAAAGGUGGAGAAGAGUCGAAGUUAAAUGUAGUAUGUUUGGUAGGAAUUUGUACAAUUCCAAAUCUAAAGCAGGUGAAUGACUAAUUUCAAACAUGCAAGAAAUUGACUGUGGUCGAAAGAUGUAUUACUGCUAUUGUUUGUGCACUGAAACGAAGAAUUUUGUUGGCAAAAACAGCGUCGACCAAAGUCUUGAACAUUGUGCUGUAAGGUGCCUUUGUGGUAGUGCGAUAUUUUAGCUGCCAUCCUCGGAAAAAUGUACAUGCAGCAUCAACUGCCUUUAAUUAAGUCUUUGGAAAACGCUUAUAUUGUGGAGAUAACAUCAUAGUUCAACUCGAGGCGCUAUUUCCAUGGUUUCUUAGUUGAAUCACAGCAGUAAAUAGGUACGGUAGUGAUAGUGCCCUUAUAAUGCAAGAAAAAAAAUUACAGACAGGCUGCAAACAAGGAAACAGUGGUGUAAUCAAAGAAAAAACUCAAAACAGGGGUUAUUAGAACUGUAGAUAGAUAAUUUAGACGAUAUCACACAGUGCUCAGUUUUUCUAGUGUCUUUUGAAAAGAACUGACAGCUUGGUGAAAAAUGACUCUAAAGGGACGUAGAAUUGUAGGGUACAUAUGUUUAUAGAUAUUCCUUUCGUUGAAAGUAUAACAGCUGACAAAACUAUGAGAUAAAAUACAGUAAGGAAAUUUAUUUUUGUUUAAUUUUUCUCUUAGUUGAACUAAUUUUUAGCGCUCAAUAAAAACUCUAAGUAAUUCUUAAGCAACAGUUGAAAAAAAAAAAAUCACAAACUUAACAUGUAUUUGAAUAUUUACAAUAUUUUAAUUGUUUUAAGUAACUAUUAAAAUUGUUGUUGUGUAAGGAUGCAGUAUGUUAUAAUACAGUGCCUUGUUUCUUAGCGGUGGAAUUACCAAUUCAUGCAAUUGGACAAAGGAGCUCAAAAAAUGAGAAAAAUCAGGGCUUUGUAGUCGCUACUCUAUGGUGAUUACCUUGAGGAGAAGCCAAGAAUUCAGGGCCUGGUCGAAAAAUUCGGGUCCUUUCAACACCCAAAGGAGAAUAUCAAGUUAAGAGACUGAAUUCAACGUAAGAGGUCAUCUUAGACUCAAAAUAUUUCGUCUCGCGUGUCAGAGCACGAACAGACGUCGCACGUGAUAUCCAUGUGAGCAAAUUGCGACUCCUGAUGGCUAUUUCUAGAUCCUGCUGAAAUCUUGGAGAAAACUUGCGUGAUCUAGCAAUAGCUUGAAGAGGUAUUACUGAAGGAGCGUCAUGCUCUCCUGUUUCGCAGUUGCCUAAAUUGGUAUUUCCACUAUGCGAAAAGGGUGAUAACUUUUAUGUUCACGUGUUUUGUUUACUACGACAAAACCUAGCAGG